Messenger RNA from Colletotrichum godetiae, 1794 nucleotides. RefSeq names its product Alpha/Beta hydrolase protein. The record is from RefSeq and is a predicted model, not a curated record. NCBI's taxonomy places the organism in Eukaryota, Fungi, Ascomycota, Sordariomycetes, Glomerellales, Glomerellaceae. The coding region runs from base 1 to 1794 and encodes 597 amino acids. The transcript has 3 exons.
AUGUUUACGAGAGUCCUCGUUUACGGCCUAAUGGGCUUUGCCCAUCUACCGACUCUUCGUGCAGAAGCUGCGUUGCCGCCAACACUGGUGCUGCCCUGGGGAGUGUACGAAGGUCAACCUAUGACAGAUGAUCCAGAUAUUUAUCUAUUCGAGAACGUUCGUUUUGGAGCUAAUCCUCCCCGUUUCGGCGCCCCUGCCUUCCCGACGUCAACAAGCACAGCUAUCCAGCCUGUCAGCGACGGACGCAACUGCAUUCAAAUUGACCCGAAUGGUCUCCAUAAUGCCCCAGGUGGUCAAAACCCCGUCGAUACCCCUGAUGACCAGGUCACUCUGCAAGGCGAAGACUGCCUGUUCCUCGAUCUCUACGUACCAAAGGCGGUAAUUGACGCCCCUCCAGUGAAGCUUUUGCCGGUAGUUGUCUGGAUCUACGGCGGCGCGUUCGCAUUCGGGAGCAAGAACCAAAUCGGUCCUUUAUACACUGGCCAGUCAGUCAUCACAGCAAGCAACUACCAGACAAUCUUUGUCGCCGGCAACUACCGCCUCGGUGCUUACGGCUGGCUUUCGGGAGACUACAUGCAGAAGAGUGAUCAGCCAAAUGCGGGACUGUACGACCAGGCUCUCUUGUUUGAAUGGGUACAAAAGUACAUCAAUAAGGUGUCUGGUGAUGCGUCUCAGGUUAGUGCCUGGGGCGAGUCUGCCGGUGCCGGUUCUAUCCUCCACCACCUAGUCCGCGAAGACGGUGCUGUAGAUCCCACAUUCAAGACCUUUGCUGUUCAGAGCCCAGCCUUUGAAUGGGCCUGGGAUAAUAGCCCGAUGGGCAAGCUGGACCAGGUCUAUCAGAACUUUUCAAGUCUUGCCGGUUGUGGCCAGGCGUUUAAUCUUACCUGCUUGCAGCAAUCUACAAACUUGACGGACGCGAACCAGGCACUCUUUGACACUGUCAAACAGACUGGUCUGUUCCCCGUUGGACCAGCUGUGGACGACAAGUGGAUCACUACAAUUCCAACCAUUUUGUUCGCGAAUGGUAGAUACUGGAAGUCCUCUAUUCAGUCGACAAUCAUCUCACACGUUCUCAACGAGACUGCUUCCUUCACCCCGUCGUUUGUGACUUCUUCCGAUACGUUCGCUGAGUUCCUUGAUGUCUUUCUCCCGGGAUCCGAGCUGGCGUCUCAAAGACAGAAGAUAGCUGCCCAAUACCCAUGCACCGAACCCCCCUAUGACGGCGACUAUCGGCUCUGCAUCGCGACCGUGAUCCGCGACGCUAGCUUCACUUGCAACACCCGCGACCUGUACUCCGCAUUUCCGAGCAUAUCGCAUAUGAUGCGGUACGGGUUUCCGACUGCCUCAUUAGCCCGCCACGCGUCAGACCUGGUUCCCCUGUUCUCCAACCACUACGGCGAGGCUAAGGCUAUCUUGGAGAAGAACAAUGUCAGCGCCGUCGAGGCUGAUAUUUAUGCUGUGGCCCUCAUCGACACCGAUCUGGCUGAGGCGUACCAGACGUACUUCGCAUCUUUUGCGCUAUCGGGUGGAAACCCGAAUACACUUUCCAUGCCGAGCGUCUUGUUUCAUGAGCCCCCGGCCUGGCCCGUGGCAGAUGGCAGCGGAAACGAGCUGACCAAUGUGCUCACAAUCGGGCCGCCGUACUCUGCGUUCCCGCUUGAUGUUCCCGACGACCAGAACACAAAGUCAGCAUGCGACUUUUGGACCGAGAUUGCGAAGGAAGUUAUUACAGCACACAAGGAGACGGACGUAACAGGGAACAGAGUGAAGGACAUAAGCUCCGAAGAGCUGUGA